AUGGCGGACCCUUCAACUUACACUGUUGGGUGGAUCUGCGCCCUGACAAAAGAGCUAGUUGCCGCAAAAAGCUUUUUCGAUGAAGAACACGCAGUGACUCUAGACGUUCAAGAUCCCGCAGACAACAACAGCUAUUCCUUCGGGAGAAUGGGAAAGCAUGACGUUGUCGUGGCAUCCUUACCCAUGUCCGUGUAUGGAACAGUAUCAGCUGCGACUGUAGCCAGAGACAUGUUACGAACAUUUCCCAAUAUUCGCGUCGGGCUUAUGGUUGGUAUCGGCGGCGGUGCUCCAAGCCCUCAGCAUGACAUUCGUCUUGGGGAUGUCGUAGUUAGCGCCCCUUCAGGAACCAGAGGAGGAGUCCUUAAUUACAGCCACGGCAAGGCAGUACAACAGCAAGAGUUCCAGUUAACCGGGUCGUUAAAUCAGCCACCUCAACUUCUAUCGACCGCAGUGGGCGCACUAGGAGCGGAUUAUAAAAUGAAAGGCCAUGAACUGGAGGAAAGAAUCCAGGAAGUACUAAGUAAACUACCUCGCCUUAAGAAAGAGUAUGCUCGUCCCGUUGCAGCGGAAGACAGACUCUACGAAAUAAGUCACAUUCAUCGAAAAUCCCAAGAAUCCGCAGCAUGCAAAGAUAACUGCGGCGAAGAAAACCUUGUCAGCCGAGAGGCCCGAGGCGACGAUGAAGAUAACCCAAUGAUCCAUUACGGUCUCAUUGCCAGCGCUGACAUCCUCGAUAAGGAUGCGACUAUCCGGGAUAAGUUAGCAAGGGAACAGGGUGUAUUGUGUUUUGAAAUGGAAGCAGCUGGUUUGAUGAACCACUUCCCCUGUCUGAUUUGUUUUGCGGCCAUGACAGCUGCAGCGUAUGCGAAGGAGUUGCUUCAGAGGAUUCCACCAACCAAGAUACGAGAGGAGGAGCCUCUUGCCAAAGUACUUGGCAGAAUCGGAAUGAAAUUGGAAAAUAUUACUACAAGUGUGAAAGACACGAAUGCUACCGUAAACACUAUGCAUGCAGACAGUCAACGCCAGAAAAUAGAACGCUGGCUUAAGCCACCAAGACCAUCAACCAACGUAGCGAAGGCCAAGAAGCGUCGUCAUGAUGGCACUGGUCUGUGGUUCAUCCAAAGUCCGGAAUUCACAGAGUUUAAGGCAGGCUCAAGAAAGCAUUUAUGGCUUCAUGGGUUGGCUGGCUGCGGGAAAACUGUACUAAGCUCUCAAAUCCUCGACGAUCUCAGUGCUAUGGAUGGCAUCAUCACACUAGUACAUUACUUCGACUUCAACGACGUAGGGAAGCAAUCUCUCGACGGCCUCCUUCGCUCUCUAGCAUUCCAGCUCUAUCAAAAUGGUGGGCAAGAGGCAUCAGCGAAGCUCUAUGAGUUAUUCAAAUCCUGUGAAGAUGGCUCAAAGGACCCCGGCGAGCCGCAACUGGAAUCAUGCAUUAAGUCUAUGCUACGUGCUGUUGAUCGCGUGUUUAUCCUCAUCGACGCUUUGGAUGAAUGCAAAUCAAGAGACUCGCUCCUCUCAUGGAUAGGGCGACUCACCGUCGAGAAUGUACAAUUUCUUCUGACGGCUAGGCCUGAAGUUGAUAUUCAACCUCAGAUUUUUCGGUUCUUUGCGGAAGAGAAUUGUCUUAGUUUGGACAAAACCGCUGUCGACGGCGACAUAAAGUCCUAUGUUCUUUCGGUUCUCGACACAAACCCAAGAUUCACGGAGAAAGCUUUGAGUGAAGCGUUACGGAAGGAUAUCUGUAGCAAAGUUGGAGAGGGAGCAGACGGAAUGUUUCGUUGGGCAGCUUGUCAGAUGGAUACUCUUGAAGCAUGUCUAACUCCAAAUGCUAUCCGUGAAGCUCUCGUGUCCUUACCACGCGAUCUACCCAAGACGUACGAUCUGAAUUGUGAGCAACCUCUUUCCUCAGCCGAGGCUGUCGAGAUUUUGGCCACACGCCCAGAUCGGCAUCAAGGCCAACUCAGGUUUGACCCUGAAAAUAGACUUUUCAACUCCUCUGACGUUGAAAGGUACUGUCCCGGUAUGAUACACAUCGUAACGGUCACAGACGAAGACCCUGAUGAAAGGGGUGACAUGUGCCGUUGGGAAGAAGUGCACCUUACACACUUUUCCGUCAAGGAGUAUCUGACAAACAUUGGUACCUUCUGCGAACUGGAUUCCGCGGUUGUUAUUACUGAGACAUUGAUUAAUUACUUGUAUGAUGUCAAAGAUCCGCCCUAUCGUGUUCGUGCCGACUUUCCCUUAGCCAUACGUGCGGAAGACAUCUGGUAUGAAUUUGCAAGGAGAGCGCAGACUGUCAAGAAAAUUGUUCAAAUGACAGCCAAGCUUUUACUCAGUACGGCGAAUGUUCGGAAACAUUAUCGUAUCUUCAAACAGCCAUCAGACGACUGGUAUUGUUCCUCUGGGCGACGAGGUAAAAGACUGUACUGGAGAUCAGGGUUUAGUGAAAGAGCCGAAAGCGGGUUUUUUAACGCCUGCCUAGGUGGGCUCCAUAACACUGUCGCCUAUAUGAUGGAAGAUACCAAGCUCAACGUUCCAGCCGAUGAAAAAGAAGCUUGUCUGAUUUUCGCGAUUUUCUAUAGGUUUCCAGAAGUUGCUGAGGUACUCCUUAAGUAUGGCAUUAGCCCUGAUGCAUCAGAAGCUCUCGGUGGCAGUGCUGUCUACAAGGCGGCAAAAAGGGGCUUCGCCCAGCUUGUACGAGAGCUAGUCAAAGCCGGAGCUGAUUUAAGCGGGGAUACCUUAGACUGGUACGGCGAUCCCACGUCUGCUCUUUGUGCGGCAUCUGAAAAUGGCCACUUGGAGAUCGUAGAAGAUCUACUCAAGGCAGGGCAUCAUGUCAGAAUACAGGAUUCUCUUCAGCGUGCUGUCGGGAAUGGCCAUCACGCAAUAGUCGAGCUCCUUGUCGACUGGGGGGCCUGUGAGGCUGAGCCUAUCCACGACCAUGUAUUGGAAAUGGCAGCCUUUCGCGGUACAAACCAACUCGUAUGCCGGUUAUUGGAUGCUAGGCCGGAUGGAUACGACAAAAACAAACUCAAAAAUGCCCUCUCCAGGGCAUGUGAGGCUGGACGUAUUGACAUUGUCCGGCUCCUCGUUUCUCGAGGUGCACAGGCAGACCGCUCCAUCAAUUUCCGGUACGAGGAUUCCAAGUACGACCACCGGAAAAUUAGCAGCAAGAUGCACAAUGGAAAAGGUCACAAUUGCCUUGUUCUUGCAGCACAGGCAGGAAAUGAGGAUAUUGUGAAGAUACUACUCGACAAAGAGUUUGACCUCAGUCAGGUGUUGGAUCUCACUUCAGUUGGAAGCGUAGUGACCAUUGAGAAGUUCAUUCAGGCAGGUGUCGACUUGAGUAUCGGUGAGCCCCUCUAUCAUGCUGUAGUGAACGGCCAUGAGCAAGUCGUUCGGUUACUCUUAGACCAGGGGGCCGAUGUGAAUUCGAUGAUUACGGAGCAUGACGGACAUCCAGUGGAUCCUUUAUUGUUUCAAGCUUGCUCGCUGUCAGUCACAAGCGACUCUAUCGCACACACGCUUCUGGAUCAUGGAGCAGACUACGACUACCGUGUUCGUUCGGGCGACACUGCUUUUCACGUAGCUGCUAAGAACGGAAGAGUUAGCGUUGUGGAAAGGUUGCUACAUCUCGGAGACGGCGACAAGAAGAACAGUUCCGGUCAUACCCCUUUACAGGUUGCAUCAAAUACAGAUAUCAUCCGAGUCCUUCUAGUUGCGGGGUCCGAUGCAAAUGCGAGGGAUGACAAUGGUUGGACACCACUCCAUAAUGCAGCGUAUCAGGGCAAUCCAGAUGGGAUAGAGGUAUUACUACGAUAUGGAGCUAAUGCCCAUGCCCUGACAAAGGACGGAAGAACUGCUCUACAUGUAGCUCUGGAGUCGUGGACUACUUCUGAUCGGAAUAUGCUGCGAAUUGUCAAGCUUCUGCUCGAUACUGGUGUCGGUACAAACAUCAAAGAUUCUAAGGGCUCAACCCCUCUACACAGUGCUUGUUUGUCUUAUGGCGUCAGCGUUGUAGGGCUAUUGCUCGCAAAGGAAGCUGAUGUCAAUGCCGUUGACAACGAAGGAAUGUCGCCUUUUCGAAUGGCAACUCGAAGAGAGAUUUGCGAGGCAACUAUUGAUAUCAUUUCUCUGCUGAUAAACCAAGGAGCUAAUGUCAACUCCCAAGAUAACGAUGGUUCCACAGCUUUACACUGUGUUGAAAGUUCAGUGAACCUGGCUGAUUUGCUCCUAGACCAUGGAAUCAUCAUAGAUACACGAGAUGGUAAAGGAAAGACAGCACUCUUUAGGUCUUUUGAACUUGGGAAUCGGGACGUAGCAAGGUUUUUGAUAGAAAAGGGAGCUGAUGUGGAGCAAGCCACAAUUUGGAAACAAUGCUUCACGUGA
Fusarium subglutinans is the source of this 4392-nucleotide messenger RNA. RefSeq names its product multiple ankyrin repeats single kh domain protein. The transcript is spliced from 6 exons. The coding region runs from base 1 to 4392 and encodes 1463 amino acids. Gene Ontology annotation, biological process: nucleoside metabolic process. The record is from RefSeq and is a predicted model, not a curated record. Gene Ontology annotation, molecular function: protein binding; catalytic activity. Lineage: Eukaryota; Fungi; Ascomycota; Sordariomycetes; Hypocreales; Nectriaceae.